Messenger RNA from Rhipicephalus microplus (southern cattle tick), 843 nucleotides. Its product is annotated as glucose dehydrogenase [FAD, quinone]-like. NCBI's taxonomy places the organism in Eukaryota, Metazoa, Arthropoda, Arachnida, Ixodida, Ixodidae. The record is from RefSeq and is a predicted model, not a curated record.
AUGGCGGCCGACCAGAUUCCCCUGUUCGCGCCACUGCUCAUCGGCAGCGACAUGGACUGGAAAUACUCUACUGAACGUCAGCAAAACGCUUGCCUCGCUAUGGUGGGCCAGAAAUGCCCAUGGGCACGGGGAAAGGGCUUAGGAGGAUCGAGCGCCAUAAACUUCAUGCUGUACGUUCGUGGCAACCGGCGCGACUAUGACAUUUGGAGAAACGAGUACGGAGCAGAAGGUUGGGCUUACAAUGACGUGUUGCCGCACUUCAAGAGCAUUGAAAGAACGAUGGUUCCAGACCAUGAUGGACCUUUAUAUCGUGGCACUGCCGGGGAAGUGCCUGUCAUGUAUCCGAAUGAGAGAACUAAAUUGAGCGCCAAAUUCCUGAAGGCCUGCCUUGAAAAUCACUACCCCAUCGUUGACUACAAUGGACAAUCCCAAGCGGGAUGCUCGAGGGUACAAGCCAAUAUACAAUACGGUAAGCGCUACAGCGCUGCGGAGUCUUUCAUCAACCCAGUCAUGGACAGACCAAAUUUGCACUUGGCGAUGAAUAGCCACGCUACAAAGGUAUUGAUUCAGGGAAACCGUGCCACCGGAAUUCGUUUAGUCACUGAUGUUUGGACGACCGACAUCAUGGCUACCCGCGAGGUCGUGAUCUCAGCCGGAGCAGUUGGUACGCCACAGUUGCUCUUGCUCUCCGGAAUCGGCCCCAGGCAGGAUUUGAAUGACCUUCAGAAACCCGUUGGCAACAACCACGAGUUGGGCUCUGUCGACCAGGGCUUUCUGGUUCACCAGGUCAGAACAGCUGAGCAGGGCUGCAUCCCAGUACUCCCGGGUGGCAUUUGCUUUUAG